Messenger RNA from Oreochromis aureus, 1292 nucleotides. RefSeq names its product PITH (C-terminal proteasome-interacting domain of thioredoxin-like) domain containing 1 (gene pithd1). The transcript has 6 exons. The record is from RefSeq and is a predicted model, not a curated record. Gene Ontology annotation, cellular component: nucleus. NCBI's taxonomy places the organism in Eukaryota, Metazoa, Chordata, Actinopteri, Cichliformes, Cichlidae. Bases 257 to 916 code for a protein of 219 amino acids.
UUUUUUUUUUUAAGGUAUAAUUCAUUACCAUUUUUUUUUCACUGAGUGAUAAAUAAUACUAAACCACGUUUCGGAUUGAAAUCCUUUUUUGAAAUCCUUGCACCGGAACUUACCUCGUGACUUCACGUAGCUUGACGCAGACGUCACUUCACGCUUCCAAGUGAAACUUGCUGAGCUCAUUUCACUUUAUAAAAACGCUCCAGCGUGAACGCUACGUUUUAUUUCUACCGGCGGUGAUUAACGGAAACCGACCACGAUGUCCGGGCACGGUCAUGGGCACGGGCACGGCUGCGGGUGUGAGGGUGAGCACGAGCCCGCGGAGAGGGGCCUGGAGUACGGACUGUAUCAGAAGAUCGACCUGGAGAAGCUGCAGUGUCUCAACGAGAGCCGGGACGGAGACGGCAAGCUGGUGUUCAAACCGUGGGACCAGCGAAACGACCGGGACAAGGUAACGCCUCUCCCCCGGGCAGGCGGCCAGUUUGUGGACAGUGACGCAGAUGAAGAGCUGCUGUUCAACAUCCCUUUUACUGGCAGCGUGAAGCUAAAAGGCAUCAUCAUCUCCGGAGAAAAUGAUAGCUCUCAUCCAGCUGAGAUACGACUCUACAAGAACAUCCCUCAGAUGUCCUUUGACGACACCGGCAGAGAACCCGAACAAGCUUUCAGACUCAACAGAGAUCCUGCCGCUGAGCUGGAGUACCCAACAAAAAUCGCUCGUUUUUCCAACGUUCAGCACCUCUCCAUCCACAUCUCGAAGAACUUUGGAGCAGAGAGCACCCGGGUGUACUACAUCGGCCUCAGAGGAGAAUAUUCAGAGGCUCACAGACAUGAAGUGACCAUCUGUAACUACGAGGCCACGGCAAAUCCUGCAGAUCACAAAGUGGAGAGCAUCAUCCCGCAAACCAACUUCAUUUCCUGAGAGCUCAGAGAGAUGGGGAGAAGAGGAGGAGGCUGUUAAGGGUUGUAGUGACAUCAUUCUGACCGUCACAAAGUCAAAGAUGAGUUCAACGCUGCGUACUGGCAGGUUGGUCGAGAUCGACCGGGACUGAGCACCGAUGUCUGAAGACCAGUGGAGCUUAUAUGCAUCUGGAAGUGCUAAGCUGUAUGUCUGAUUUCUAUGGCAAUAAAGUGUGAAGGCUUAAUGUUGGCAAGCACCUGAAUAAUAAAUGCAUGAAACAUUUCAAACUCAAACUCUGCUCUUCUCAGUUCAAUUGAAAGAUAAUUACCUCUAUAAUAACAUUACAGGAACUCAGAAAUAAAACAUUAAAACCUGAAAAUUAAACCAAACAAAGUUA